AUGAGACCUACACAAUUCCUCUCCGUCGGCCGCUACCGCCAUCUGAAGCUCACCACCAAGGAUGUCGCCAAAGGCUACUACAAGGGUAACCGCACUGGAUCAAUGGGUCGGCAUACCAAGUACGGAGGCUAUGUGAUCGAGUGGAACAAAGUCCGGACAUAUGCUGUGCCGCAGAACCUGAAAGAUUUCAAGCUUACUCCCUUCGUGAGCCGGGAAAUCAAGGCACAGAAGGGUGACUACCAGGGCCUCGAGAAGGGCCCUCAAGACCCCCAAUUCUACGUCGAACAGUGGAAGCGAUACAAUGGCGUGGACUAA
Messenger RNA from Ilyonectria robusta, 315 nucleotides. Its product is annotated as mitochondrial ribosomal protein L27-domain-containing protein. The transcript is spliced from 2 exons. NCBI's taxonomy places the organism in Eukaryota, Fungi, Ascomycota, Sordariomycetes, Hypocreales, Nectriaceae. Gene Ontology annotation, biological process: translation. Gene Ontology annotation, cellular component: mitochondrial large ribosomal subunit. Bases 1 to 315 code for a protein of 104 amino acids. The record is from RefSeq and is a predicted model, not a curated record. Gene Ontology annotation, molecular function: structural constituent of ribosome.